Molecule: messenger RNA, 399 nt
Organism: Cryptomeria japonica (Japanese cedar)
Lineage: Eukaryota; Viridiplantae; Streptophyta; Pinopsida; Cupressales; Cupressaceae
Exons: 1
Coding region: 1-399 (132 amino acids)
Biological process (GO): DNA integration
Molecular function (GO): nucleic acid binding
Source: RefSeq, a predicted model, not a curated record
AUGGUGGCCACAGAUUACUUCACAAAAUGGAUUGAGGCCAUACCUACUAAACGGGCAACUAGUAAAAUUGUCAUUGAAUUUUUAAUGGAUAAUGUACUAACAUGGUUUGGUGUGCCUGUGAAAUUGAUAAUGGAUAAUGCUAUGUGCUUCAGAUCAGAGGAAUUCAUAGAGUUUUGUGCUAGUUAUGGAAUUACUAUGUCAUAUUCCUCACCAUAUCACCCACAAGGAAAUGGCCAAGCAGAAUCUAGUAAUAAAAGUCUCCCAAACAUCAUUAAAAAUAUUCUUGAACAAAACAAGAGACCUUGGGAUCAAAAGUUCAAGCUAGAUUUAUGGGCAAAUAGAAUUACUGUAAAGAAGGCCAUUGGUAUAUCUCCAUUUGAACUAGUAUAUGGAAUAUAG